Molecule: messenger RNA, 1293 nt
Organism: Lutzomyia longipalpis
Lineage: Eukaryota; Metazoa; Arthropoda; Insecta; Diptera; Psychodidae
Product: inhibitor of growth protein 1
Exons: 4
Coding region: 147-1214 (355 amino acids)
Biological process (GO): positive regulation of DNA-templated transcription
Cellular component (GO): nucleus
Source: RefSeq, a predicted model, not a curated record
CGUUGCAUGGCCUACCGGGUUCGCCACAAACGCGUUUUUUUUGUGUUGUCAAAAAAUUUGCGUAAAAAAAUAAAAUCCGCGUCUUUUCUGCCCAAAAGUGAAAGAAUCCGCGAAGCAGCGCAAUUUCUUCCGGAAGUAGUGCUAAAAUGCUGAAUCAAGUUGCCGUGGAGGCGCUCUAUUCAGCCACCUACGUGGAGAAUUACUUGGAUUCCGUGGAAAAUCUGCCGGAUGAUGUGCAGAAGUAUCUCUCACGUAUCCGGGAGAUUGAUGUCCAAUUCCGAGCUCAUCUCCGAGAUUCAGACUACUACUACGAGCAAUGGUCAAACUGCCCGACGAGUGAAUUGGAAUCUGCCAAUGCGAAGAGAUCCAGAGCCAUGGCUAGGAUUCAGCAGAGCUUCAUUGCUUCCCAGGAGCUUGGGGAUGAGAAGCUGCAAAUUGUGACGCAACUGCAGGAAUUGAUUGACCAGAAGACGCGACAACUGGAGCACGAUUUUAAGAAUUUGGAUUAUGGCAAAGAUGACGUAAUAAACGAUGUGCCGCAGAAGGAACAGAGACUUCCUAGUCCAACGAUGAAUCUUAGCAUUACGGGACUCACAACGGCUCAGCAGAUCUUUGUAGCAUCCCCCGUAGCAGCCAGCACAUCGGGAUCAGGUACAACAACUGCCCGGGAGAGUUUCAGUGGCUCCAACAGCAAUGGGGAACGUGCUUCCAAACGAGCCAGGCGCACCCGGGCUGAUACUCUUGUUGGCAGCGCCGAUCCGGGAACGUCAGACAACAACACCACCGUGAAUGAGGUCACCCCAGCAAAACAGAGCAACAACACAACACAAAAUACCGGAAGUGUCCAGAAGAAGGGUACCGGACAGACGGGCAAGAAGAAGAAGCGCAAAGCUCGAGGAGGUGCUGCCCAAGGGAGUGGGAACAAUCAAACACGUGAUCGUGAUGAUACUCCACCAGCAGAGGAGCCCAUUGAUCCCGAUGAACCCACGUACUGCCUCUGCGAUCAGAUUUCCUUUGGCGAGAUGAUUCUGUGUGACAAUGAUCUCUGUCCAAUAGAGUGGUUCCACUUCUCCUGUGUCUCCCUCAUGUCCAAGCCUAAGGGGAAGUGGUACUGCCCCAAUUGUCGCGGAGAUCGGCCAAAUGUAAUGAAACCGAAAGCACAAUUCCUCAAGGAACUUGAGCGCUACAACAAGGAGAAGGAAGAGAAGACAUAGGCCAGGCUCCUCAGGAUGUCUUUUACAGAAUUAUUAUGUAAUUUAAUCUCAUUGUAAUAUCAUUUAUGUGUCAUCAAAA